UUUAGCUCAAAAAAGGGCGAGUCAACCCAUGUGCCUCAGUUUUCUUGGACACUCCAAAUGUUAACAUUCCACACAAAUGUGAAAUUAUGCAACAGCUAAAACUACUAUUUAUAUGCUUGAAGAAGCACUGUUCAAAAAAUUGAUGAUCCUCAAGAAGAAUGAUCCUUCCUGCGUGCGCGAUUAAGCCAACUCAGCUUCCCCACCCUCCAAAACCAUCUUCACCAAUUUCAGUUCCAAAUCAAACACACUUCAACACCAAUCAAAGCCUGUCUCUAAAACACACUACAAAAUACGCUGACCCCAUUGUAGCAUGGACAUCUUCCAUAGCUCAGUAUUGCAAAGGUGGACAUUUCGUUAAAGCUGCCUCCGAGUUUGUGCGCAUGAGAGAAGCUAACAUUGAACCUAAUCAUAUCACUCUCAUCACACUCCUCUCUGUUUGCGCUCAUCAUCCUUCGCAGAGUAGUAUUUCCUUUGGAACUGCCGUACAUGCACAUGCGUGCAAAUUGGGCUUGCACGUGAACGAUGUCAUGGUUGGGACUGCGUUGAUUGACAUGUACGGUAAAUGUGAUCGUGUAGAUUUCGCAAGGUUGGCAUUCAAUCAAAUGGGUGUCAGAAAUUUGGUGUCUUGGAACACGAUGAUUAAUGGGUAUAUGAGGAAUGGGAGAAUUGAAGAUGCCCUCCAAUUGUUUGAUCAAUUGCCUGUGAAGAAUGCUGUCUCUUGGACUGCCCUAAUUGGUGGUUUUGUGAAGAAGGAUUUUCACGAGGAAGCUCUGGAGUGCUUUCGAGAAAUGCAGCUAGCUGGGGUAGAAUAUGAUUAUGUGACUAUUAUUGCUGUUAUUGCGGCGUGUGCGAACUUGGGCACACUCGGUCUUGGCUUGUGGGUGCACCGACUUGUGAUGACACAAGCUUUCAGGAACAAUGUUAGAGUUUCCAACUCUUUGAUAGACAUGUAUUCUCGAUGUGGAUGCAUAGAGUUAGCUCGUCAGGUGUUUGAUAGAAUGCCCAAUAGAACUUUAGUGACGUGGAACUCAAUCAUUGUGGGUUUUGCAGUUAAUGGUUUUGCGGACGAGGCUCUGAAUCACUUCAAUUCAAUGCAGGAGGAAGGGUUCAAACCAGACGGAGUCAGCUACACAGGUGCUCUAACGGCGUGUAGUCAUGCAGGCUUAAUUAACGAGGGACUCAAAAUCUUUGAAAAUAUGAGGAGAGUUCGUAGGAUUUCGCCUAGAAUCGAGCAUUAUGGUUGUUUAGUUGAUCUCUAUAGUAGAGCUGGGAGGUUAGAGGAGGCAUGGAAUGUUUUGAAGAAUAUGCCCAUGAGGCCAAAUGAAGUUGUUUUGGGGUCACUGCUCGCAGCUUGUAGGACUCAGGGGAACAUUGGGUUGGCUGAAAAUGUCAUGAAAUAUCUUAUUGAAUUGGACCCAGGGAAAGAUUCCAAUUAUGUGCUUCUUUCUAACAUAUAUGCAGCAGUUGGAAAGUGGGAUGGCGCGAGCAAGGUUAGGAGGAGAAUGAAGGAACGUGGGAUACAAAAGAUACCAGGGUUUAGUUCUAUUGAGAUUGACUCCAGCAUUCACAAAUUUGUGGCUGGAGAUAAAUCUCAUGAAGAGAAAGAUCAUAUUUACGCAGCAUUGAAACUUUUGUCUUUUGAGCUGCAAUUAUGUGGCUAUGUUCCAGAUUUCUCUGGAAAAGAAUGUUACGAGGACGAUUAAUUUUGUAACAGACG
Molecule: messenger RNA, 1717 nt
Organism: Vigna umbellata (rice bean)
Lineage: Eukaryota; Viridiplantae; Streptophyta; Magnoliopsida; Fabales; Fabaceae
Gene: PDE247
Product: Tetratricopeptide repeat (TPR)-like superfamily protein
Biological process (GO): RNA modification
Molecular function (GO): protein binding; RNA binding
Source: RefSeq, a predicted model, not a curated record